AUGGAAGAGGAAGUGCUUAUUCAAUAUAUUAUUGAUAUGGAUAAUCGAGGGUUUGCACCUAAAUUAAGUGGUAUGGAAGAUAUGGCGAAUUAUAUUCUUGAAUCAAGAGGUGCGAAAAAGAUGCGUUUCAAUCGUGUUUAUGAUUUUCAAAGAGCUCUUUGCGAAGAUCCCAAGCUUAUUGAAGAGUGGUUUCGAUUAGUAUCGAAUAUGUGGGCCAAAUAUGGUAUUCAGGAUUGCGAUUUUUACAAUUUCAACGAAACCAGUUUUAUGAUGGGUGUAAUAUGCUCUGGAAUGGUUGUAACUGAUGCUGAAUGGUGUGGCAGAAGCAAAGCAAUACAGCUAGGUAAUCGAGAAUGGGUUACAGCGAUUAUAUGUGGUAAUGGAGAAGGUGAAACUAUACCUCCAUUUUUAGUAGUGCAAGGACAAUAUCACCUUUCUAAUUGGUAUACUGAAACCGAUCUGCCAGCAAAUUGGGUUAUUAAACCUACUAGCAAUGGAUGGACGAAUAAUGAGAUAGGUUUAGAAUGGAUAAAGCAUUUCGAUAAACAUACAAUCUAUCGAAGAACGGGCAAAUAUCGAAUGCUAGUAUUGGAUGGGCAUGAAAGCCACGAAUCGAUAUCUUUUCAAUCAUACUGUACGGAAAAUGAUAUUAUAUACCUCAAAUUACCACCGCAUUCAAAUCAUUUAAUUCAGCCAUUGGAUAUUGGAUGCUUUAGUGUAUUGAAACAAUCAUAUGGUUCUCAGAUUGAAGGAUUUAUUAAAGCUCAUAUCAAUCAUAUCUCAAAGGUUGAAUUCUUUAUAGCUUUCAAAGCUGCAUAUCAACAAUCGAUUACAAUUCAGAAUAUGAAAGCUGGCUUUCAAGGAGCAGGACUAAUACCAUUUGACCCUCAAGCCGUGCUCUCGAAAUUAGAUAUUCGAAUUCAUACGCCUAGCCCUUUAUCCAUUCCCUCGGAACCUGUCGAUUCUUGGGUCUCUCAAACACCUCACAAUCCAACUGAAGCUUUUUCACAAUCGACUUUAGUCAAAUCUCGAAUAUAUCGUUAUCAAUCAAGCUCUUCUACAUCUAUAUUCGAAACUGUACUAGUUUUAGCUAAAGGCACAGAGAGAUUAGCACAUAAGAAUACACUUUUAAAUGCAGAAAUCUGUACACUUCGAAAGGCAAAUGAGGCAUUAAACAAACAUUGA
Molecule: messenger RNA, 1185 nt
Organism: Sclerotinia borealis F-4128
Lineage: Eukaryota; Fungi; Ascomycota; Leotiomycetes; Helotiales; Sclerotiniaceae
Source: the annotation of a GenBank genome assembly